GCGACUAUGACUAGGAUCAGACGUCCUUGACUCCAAAAGUUACGCCUUUCACGCGGCCGCCGAGCCGUUGAUGAAAUGCAGAAGAAAAUUCGCACCCAACCGCUGCACUUCCUUCCUCAUUUAUCACCCCCUUCACUUGCCGCCGUCUCAUCUCCCAUCGAUGCCCACGCGGCCCAUAACAGCAUCUUCCUCGAUUCGAUUCACCUGCUCGGGGAAGAAAAACUGCAAUGAAUUCGAAAAAGGAGAGAUUUUGGAGCCGUGCUUGGAGAGGUGUCAAGAUCCUUUUUUUCGUCGCCAACAUGCUCGCCUCUCUUUUCCUCGUCUGCGCCCCUCCUCUUCUCGUCGUUGUCAUCGACCUCCUCCUCCCCUCAGCCCUCCUAUCCGCCGCCGGCGACGGGUCAGUGUUCUCCGUCGAGGCUCUCGCCUCCCAACUUAGAAGCUACCGGUACCGAGCUUCCCUCGUCGACUUGCCUCUUAUAUCUGCAACACGAUCAAUCGUUAUCCUGUGCUUCUAUUUGUGGUGUGGUGGGCGCGGGCUAUAUCUUGGAGUGGCGACCCUCUGUGCAUCGGCUUCUGCAGCGUUUGUGUCAAUGAAAGCGAUAAUUAUGCUCGGAGCUGACGCAGUGCCGGGGAAAAGGCACUUGCUUUCAUUUGGGGAGAAGGAAGGGCCUGCAGUGCAAGCCCUGUUCUUGAGCUCCUUGGCUCUAGCCAUGGCUCAUGUAGUGGCUGCUUAUAGGAUCAGUUGUAGAGAGAGACGAAAGCUACUUGUGCACAAGAUUGAUAUUGAGGCGGUAUCUGCUUAUAAGAGUGAGUUCUCCAACUACCAUAAGAUUGUGCUUAGCGAGUAAAUCAUGGUGGCAUCGUUGAGAUGCAAACAUUGUAUCCUCUUGCCACCAUUGUUGUCUGGACUUUCAGGUAAAAGUGCACUGAGGUCAGGCAACAAGAGCGAAAGAAAUGCUGAGUUCUCAUCAUCAUUGAUCUAUAUAAGAAGGAUCCAUGGCGCUGUAUGUAAAUUCUAUAGGAAAAACAUAGUUUCAGAGAAGAUGGAUGUAAAUAUGUGAGUUGGGGAAGUAGACUUCUCUAACUACAGUUAGAAUGUAAUAUUAGAUUGUAUAGUUUUCAAAUUCUAGCCAUUCAAUCCAUUUUUGGAUGAUUAGAAUCAAUCAUAGUCAUCCAAAAUGAAUUAGAAGGCUGUGAUUAGAGCACUUUAUCCUCCAUUUAACCAUGAUAAUGGGAGAGGAUCUAAAUUUAGUGAUUUGGUGAAGUGUAUAUAUACAUGUAUUUCAUUUCGAAAUAAGUGUUUAUCGAUUAUGCUAAAAUAGCCUUGUUUUGAGGAAAAGUUAGAGGUUUUAUUGGAAUAAUUUGUAUUA
Dendrobium catenatum is the source of this 1370-nucleotide messenger RNA. RefSeq lists its product as uncharacterized. The record is from RefSeq and is a predicted model, not a curated record. Lineage: Eukaryota; Viridiplantae; Streptophyta; Magnoliopsida; Asparagales; Orchidaceae. The transcript is spliced from 4 exons. The coding region runs from base 228 to 848 and encodes 206 amino acids.